AUGACCGAGGCCUCUCGUCAAGGUCGCUAGACUUUGAGAUUCGUGUCGGCGAAAACUGGCAGCCGACGAAGAAUCCAACAUGUACUGGCAAUCAUCCACUGGAAAAUGGAGAAACAAGAGCAAUAUUUUGUUCGCAUCCUAUGCGGGGAAAUAAUGUGGGGAUUAUACAGAAAAUGGAAACAGCUCUCAAUUUGUGUGAAGUCUCUGUACACGGGCGUGAGGUGCUAUCGAUAACUUCCAACGAACCAGGUAGGUUUAGAAAAAAACGUUAAAGGAACGUCCAGUGUUACCUUCUGAGCAAUGUGACUUAGUCGGUGUGAAAUUUGAAAAGUUCACAAACUUUUUUUAUAGAGAGCUUAAAGGACAUUGGCAACAAAAAAUCAGUUUGUCUCAUUCUAAAGAACUCUUAAAAUUAUUUAUAACAUAGCAUUUGUAAAUUCUGAACGCUGAUUGGCUAAGAGCCGUGUUGAUAUAACUCAAUGUCAACACGGAAACGUCGGAAAAUUUCUUUCUUUAUAUUUCUUGUGCUAUAUAUCAUACAAAUAUAAAACUUUUUUCCGUAUUGAUAUAUAGUUAUAUCAACACUCGUGGAAAUUGGGAAAACCCGAAAUUGUGUGAAAACACUCCGCCCUUCGGGCGUCGUGUUUCCACACAAUUUCUCGUUCUCCUAAUUUCCACUCGUUGAUAUAACUGUAUAUCAACACGGAAAAUGUUUUAUAUUUGUUAAAUAUUAAACUCUAUUACCGGUUUGUCGUAUUUUGCUUAGUUCGCGAAAUAUUUAGACCGAAAUUAAUGAGCUGUCCGCCGUUUUGGACUAAUUCUUGACCUCAUUAACUAUGGUUUUGAUGACGUCAGGAGUCGGGUUAAACCACAUGAAACUACUCUAAAAUAACCGAGUAACAAUCCAAAAUUGUUUGAAAUGUUUUUAAUAAUUUCUAAAUUUCAGACAGCAACCAGAUACGAAGUUUUGGACCCAUAUUAUUCGUUUGAUCUCAAGAGAAAAAAUUAGCAGGACCCCUCUCUUGACAUAACAUGCAUAUCCUCAAUAAUCCAAGAUGGCGAACAGCUCACUUUUUCCAGUCGAAAUAUUUUGAAGUCUUUGAAAACUAAGCAAGAUAUAAACAAUAUGCAAUAGAGUUUAAUAUAUAGUUUUAAGAGUUCUUUCAAAUGAACUAAACUAAUUUUUUAUUGCCAAUGACAAUCAGGCCUUAAAAUAUCUUUUCCAGGGCCGUCUGACAAAACGUCCGGUGACGUUGAGUUUUGGUCGGACAUAUGUCCGAUGACCUUCAGUUCAUUUUUGACUCGGAAAUAAGUCUGAAUGACACAAAUGAAUAAACGGUAAAAGUUGUAAAAAUAUUAAAUAAUUUGUUUCUUUCAUACUUAUUUCCAAGCCAAAAUUAACUUGCUUUCCAGAACAGCAGUAUCAAAACCCGUUCUCGACUACGUUAAAACAACAUUUCCAGUUGACUUUUUAUACAAUAGUGCACUGAUUUUCCAUUUAACACACAAGCCUCUAGUCCUGGGCUAGGAUACAUUUUGAUUUACGUCGGACAAAGCUACAGUUCGGUCGGACACCAAUUCACUCGGGUCAGACAAACAAUAAACCUCAGUUUCACUUAGGUCGGACAGAAUGUCCGGUGGUUUCCUUUCUACGUCGGACAAUUUCACGAAUGGGUCGGACAAUGUCCGUGACCGACCGAUAUUUUAAGGCCUGUUGCCAAUGUCUUUUAAGGUAGUCCUCCACCCUGAAAACACUUUUUCAAAUUAAAGCUCUUGUCAUCAUAUUUGAGUCAAGUACGAUAGAUUAUGCUUAGCUGACACAGGAUCAGUAACUUUUUACAUUCAUCUUUUCCAUAGUAACUAAGAUAGGCCUUGAUUUUUUCUGUGUUGGUGUUGUGUACUCAGGUGAAUAUGAUGCUUGUGAUGUUACUCUGAGUGUAUAUCCACACCGGACAAGCUUAUGUGGAUUUUCACUCAGUAACAUUACAAGCAUCAUAUUCACCUGAGGCUGAGUACACAACACCAACACAGAAAAAAUCAUGAUUAAUAGAUUGCAUUGAUAUCGAAGGAACUAGAUUCUGUUUCGAAAUAUCACUUACUCGAACCGACCUAACCGCGUAGCUCAGUUGGCAGAGCAUUGGGCUAGUAUUCCAAAGGUCGUAGGUUCGAUUCCCACCGUCGCCAGGCAUAUUUUUCAAGCUUGUCCGGUGUGGAUAUACACUCAGAGUAACAUCACAAGCAUAAGAUAGGCCGCCCUAUUGGGUAACUGAAUAUAAGGUUUGCUCCAAAAAGGAUGUGAGCCAAACUAAAUUACCGAGGAUCUUACAAACAGUUUUAAUGGACACCUAACACGUUGAUCUAUAGUCGGGGAAAAAUCCGACGUCUUUUCACGCGCUUAUUCUUUGCUCGGAAAGUAAGGUCUGCGAACCCGAGUGGGAAUUCGAAACAAAAUUUUGAGUGAGUAAAAGGUUGGGUUUAUGAAAAACAAAACAACUCAAGGGUUGGGUAAUAAAAAUUUAUUGUCAUUUUCAAAGCAUGAUUCACUCAAAUAUUAUAUGUCAAUACAAUAUUAUUAAAUCAAUCAAUCAAUCAGAGUCACUGUCUUGAUUAUUUGCUAACUUGUCAGGAGGCAAAUGGUGUCUCCAAAGAAAGUACAUAUGUAAACAAUAUGAAACUUUUUAGACUGCAGAUAAUUGCAUUCUUUUAAAAGUUUCUGACCAGGGGUGGAUAUUUAUUUUUUAAUUGAUAUUCGAGGUUGGGUAGAAAAAUAUUGGACUUUUGAAUGGUUGAAUUUUACCAAGAAAAACAUUUCUUUUCGGCGCUACCCCCGCCAUAAAUAAUAUUUACUCCCUUAUUUUACAACUUUUUUUCUAUAGUUUGUUUGAAACCACGACCACUCGGAAUGGAAGACAAUACUAUUCUCGACUCACAGUUAACAGCUUCGUCCGUAUACCAUGAGACUGAAGGAAUGGAUCAAUCAAGGUUGAAUUCAAUACUUUCUGCAGGUGCCUGGUGUGCUAACAAGGAUGCUGAUCCUAAGCCAUGGAUGCAAGUAGGAUUCCUAUGGCCUGCUGCUGUGACUGAAAUUUUGACUCAGGGUCGACACAGCAGUAUUCAUAACCAAUGGGUGACCGAUUUUGGAAUUUCUUCAAGUAACGAUUUUGUUGGCUAUGAAUCUUACAAGUAUGGCAUUAGUGGUGCGACGGUAAGACGACUUUCUAGCUUAUCCAAGUGUGUCCUCGAUAACAUGCAUCGUUUCUUCAUGUGGCACCACUGAAUGAACCAAGAAGGGAUGCGUCUUACUGGACAUCCAGGAAGAACAGUUUAGAACUGAUAGAGCUAUCCAGUAUAAAUAAAGUUGGUUAAGUUUAGGUUUCCUCCUGUGGUAACACUGGAUCAAUAAGAGAUGAUCCUUACUGGACCUCUAGGAAGAACAGUUUAGAAUUGAUAGAGCUAUCCAGUAUAAAUAAAGUUGGUUAAUUAAGUUAAGGUUUCCUUCUGUGGUAACAGUGGAUCAAUAAGAGAUAGUCUUUACUAGGCCUCUAAAGUGAACAGUUUAGAAUCGAAAUUAGUGUUGUAUUUAGCUUAUUUUUGUGUGUGUGGGGGGGGGGGGGGUGCUAGUUUGAUACUGGUUAAUGUUCGACUCAUUCAUUUCCCAGGGUGAUCAGUUUGGAACUGGUAAAGCUAUCCAAUAUAAAUAUAUAGAAUUAGUUUAGGUUUUCUUCUGUAGUAACACUGGAUCAACAAGGGAAGACCCUUACUGGACCUCUAGGGAAGAACAGUCAAUUAAGAACUGAUCUAUAGAGCUAUUCAGUAUAAACAUAUGUAAUGUAAAGCUGAUUACUCCGGUUUCGUACUCGACCAGUAAGGGUCUGUUGAGCCUAGCUAACGGGGAGACUCACCUGAGUGAGUUAUGCCCUUCGUUAACGCAUAUAAAAUUUAAAAUUCAAUUUGUUCGCAUGAGAAACGAGCCAGCCUGGCUUGGUGAGAUCUCACUUUGCGCUAGGUGGCAUCUUAGUCAGGUGGGAUAAAAAUGUUCCCUAUGAAGGCUUUAUUCCAUCCGAUUGGGAUGGCUAUUUUUGUCGAUUUUGUCCUUAUCAUAUAGUAUUGAACGACAUUGUCGGAAAAUACAAGCAAAAAAAGAAAUAUUAAUAAACGUUGAGCUACGUCGUACAAGGUGCAUUUUGUUUAAUGACAAAAUAAAAUAAUUCGGGGUGGGAUAUUUUAGGUGGGAUAGAAACAGUAAUGCAAAUUCACGCGUACUCCGGUUUCCAACUAUGGAUUGAAAAGGCUCGCUCUUACUGGUACUGGAGGAAGAAAAGUUUAAAAGAUGUCCACUGCAAAAAAACUAUAGUUCAUGCCUAACUUUCAACACUUCCAAGUGGACGAAGGAAGAGCAUUAUAUAUUAUUAAAAAUCUCAUUAAUAAUUCACGAGGAAAAUACAAAAGAAAUGAAUGUUUAAUCAAUGUUUGUAAAUCGGAUAAAGAUUUGUCCUGAUUUACAUAAACUUCAGUUUUGAUUCUCUCGGGUUAGACCUUGUUUAUUUUUAAAAUCACUUCGCCAAUGAACUCAUAAGACGGGUCGUUUUUAAGCAAGUUUAAACAUUCACAUCCCAUCUUUAUCUAAUAUACAAACUCUCGCCUUCGGCUCGAGUUUGUAUAUCAGAUAGAGAUCGGCUGCUCAUGUUUUAACUAGUACUUGUAAAACUCAAUAAGUCAUCAAGAAAACACAAAAGAAAUCAUGAGCGUGAAGGAGUUUGUAUAUCUGAUACAGAAAUCAUGCUGAUUUACAUAAACUUUAAGUUCAAUUUUCUCACCAAAUAUAAUUCAUUUAUUUUAAAUUGUUGAAGAAUACGAAUGUUCUCAUCAAGACGUUUCACAAGCCAUUUACAACAUUUGUAAAUAGUACAUGUAAGUUUAUAGGGCGUUAUUCGAGGUGAGGUGUUAGACAUCGCGCUGCCUAAGAGUAAAUAUGGUACUAUUCCUACUGGUUUUUUUUACAUUUUAUAUUUAACAUUUUGUAUUUUUUCUGUAAUGCCAGGUGUUUCCAGGAAACGCAGACAGUGAUACAGUAGUUCGUCAUCGUUUGCAACCAGUUCGUGUCGUUCGUAUAAUUCGUAUUCACAUUCUCAGCUUUAAUAAUUGGCCUGCCAUGCGUGUGGAGUUCGUUGGAUGUUACUAUAAGGAUAAAGGUAUACCUUCAUAG
Paramuricea clavata is the source of this 5206-nucleotide messenger RNA. NCBI's taxonomy places the organism in Eukaryota, Metazoa, Cnidaria, Anthozoa, Malacalcyonacea, Plexauridae. The record is from the annotation of a GenBank genome assembly.